This is a messenger RNA of Aphanomyces astaci, 1504 nucleotides long. RefSeq lists its product as hypothetical. NCBI's taxonomy places the organism in Eukaryota, Oomycota, Saprolegniomycetes, Saprolegniales, Verrucalvaceae. The coding region runs from base 18 to 977 and encodes 319 amino acids. The record is from RefSeq and is a predicted model, not a curated record. The transcript has 7 exons. Gene Ontology annotation, molecular function: NAD binding; NADP binding; oxidoreductase activity.
CGACGAAACAAGCAAGCAUGGCGUCGUCGAAACUUCGCGUGGGGUUUAUCGGCAUUGGCAUCAUGGGAAAGAGCAUGGCAGGACAUAUCCUUGACGCAGGAUACUUUGUGACAGUGUACAGCCGCACCGCAAGCAAGUGCGACGACCUUGUGGCUCGAGGCGCCAAGUUGGCGCUCUCGCCUGCCGAGGCCGCGAAAGAUGCGGAUGUCGUGUUUACGAUUGUCGGGUACCCAUCGGAUGUCCGCGAGGUGAUUCUCGGAUCCAACGGCGUACUCUCCACGCUUAAAUCUGGCGGGAUUGUCGUCGACAUGACGACGAGCGAACCCUCGUUGGCCAAGGAAAUCUACAACACGGCUAUCCUUCAAGGCGUAUCUUCCAUCGACGCGCCCGUGUCGGGUGGCGAUGUCGGCGCCAAGGAAGCCCGCCUGUCCAUCAUGAUUGGCGGCGACGCGGCGGCGAUUGCCACUGUACAGCCCUUGUUUCAAGUAAUGGGCAAGAACAUCCGACACAUGGGCGGGGCCGGCGCCGGUCAACACACCAAGAUGGUCAACCAGAUCCUGAUUGCGACCAACAUGAUUGGGGUCGUGGAAGGCUUGUUGUAUGCGUACAAGAGCGGGUUGGACCUGAACGAAGCCAUCGCGGCCGUCGGCGCCGGGGCGGCGGGCUCGUGGUCCAUCAACAACAUGGGCCCUCGUAUUGCCAAGCGCGACUUCAACCCUGGGUUCAUGGUGGAGCAUUUUCUCAAGGACAUGGGCAUUGCGCUCAAGGAAUCCCAGGCGUAUGUGACAUCGUUGCGAUUUGCAUGUGAGCUAACCAUAUCUCAUGGAUACGUAGCAUGGGUCUGUCGUUGCCUGGGCUGGCGCUGGCCAACCAGUUGUACCUCGCCGUGCAGGCGCUGCCCAAUGGCCCGAAACUCGGCACCCAAGCGCUCAUGCUCGCGUUUGAAAAGCUCAACUCGAUCGAUCACGCUUAAAUAGUGUGGUAACAUAUCGUAACAUGAGCAUAUGUGACACAGAUAUACACUGAACAGUGUCACAUCACGGGCGUCUCUUGUCGAACGCGGCGCGCUUGGUCGAGUGCAAAGUGGAGGAACCGCGUCCACUCGAUCACGGCGGUGUCGUCCCCAAACAAUUUGGGUCCGUUCGAGUGCAAUGUGGCGACCACCGCGUCCCGAAACGGCUGAUCCCCCGCCGCCCGGACGGCCAGCCGGACGUAGUCGGCCGCGGACGUGGCGACAGUCGCGACGGCGUUGAUGUGUCGGAGGACUCCGAACGGAACUCGAGUGCGCCACAGCUGUCCCGGCAGGGUCACCGUCGGCACCCCCGCCGCCACUGCCUAUACACACGCUGCCACGUCAGAUCCUGGCCGACUGCAUGAUGCUCUUAUAAGCGUUGGCCGCAUUCUAUAUUGUCAAGUCCUACAGUGUGCACAAGUCUCGGCAGAACAACUUAGCCAAUCAUAUUGCAGUAAAUCAUCGGACCAAUAAACAACUAUGUAGUGCGUG